Messenger RNA from Gordionus sp. m RMFG-2023, 1480 nucleotides. Its product is annotated as COP9 signalosome complex subunit 3-like. Gene Ontology annotation, cellular component: COP9 signalosome. NCBI's taxonomy places the organism in Eukaryota, Metazoa, Nematomorpha, Gordioida, Chordodea, Parachordodidae. The transcript is spliced from 15 exons. Gene Ontology annotation, biological process: ubiquitin-dependent protein catabolic process. Bases 25 to 1311 code for a protein of 428 amino acids. The record is from RefSeq and is a predicted model, not a curated record.
CUUAAUUUUUAAAUAAUUACAGUAAUGGCAAUCAUGUUGGAAGAAAUUUUAAAAGUUUUGCAAACCUUAGCGUUAGAAGGUAAAUACGCGGAACUCUAUGAUGGAAUAUUGAAAAAUUAUGACAUCUUUGCAAAAAAUAUUUCUUAUAUAGAUAAUUACAUAGCAAAUGUUGAUAUAAAUGAACAUUCUUUAUUAAUACUCUUUUACUUGAAAAUUAAAUUCAAUAAUUUCCCAAUUGUGAAUGCAACAGUUAACAAAUUUUAUGAAUUUAUUGAUGCGAUUGAUGUUCAUCAAAUAAAUUGUGCCAUAGAUAUAUAUUCAAAUGUAUGUCAUAGUUUCACACAAUAUCUAAUCAUAAACAAAACACCUCUAAAAGGCAUGAGUAUAAUUGCAAAAGCAAUUACAAAUAUACAAAAUGAAUCUUCUGAACUAACUACAAUACAUUCGGAUUUAUUGCAUUUAUGUUUAUCAUCACGUGAUUUAACACCUUCCUUGCAAUUUUUGGAUAUUGAUAUAACAUCUAUUAAUAAAGAAAACAACAAAUGUGAUAGCAAAUAUAUACUUUUAUAUUAUUAUUAUGGGGGCCUUAUAUACCUUGCAUUAAAAAAUUAUGAACGCUCAUUCCUCUUUUUUGAAAUUGGCUUAACUAUACCAGCACAUUCAAUCAGUUUAAUCAUGGUUGAAACCUUAAAAAAAUAUAUUAUUUUAUCUUUACUAACCCAUAAUAAGGUUAUUAAUCUCCCAAAAUUUACAUCAAACAUUGUUGUUAGAGUUAUAAAGCCAAUCUGUCAACCAUAUUUGGAUAUUGCCAAUGCCUACAUGAAUUCGCCUAACAAUAUUGCUUUGCUGGAAAACAAAUUAGCCGAACAUACUGAAUUACUAAAUAAGGAUGGAAACAUGGGUUUAGCUAAACAAUUGAAAAAAGCUUUUCAUAAAAACCACUUGAAAAAACUAUCGAAAAUAUAUUUGACAAUCUCAAUCGAUAAUCUGACCAAUCAGCUUAAGUUACAAAACGAGAACCUAACAAAAAGGCUACUGAUAGAAAUGAUUAUGAACGGUGAAAUUCACGGGAAAAUAGAUGAAUACAAAGGGAUAAUGGUUUUUUAUGACGAAGAUUUUAAGAGUUAUUACAGCGAUGGAGAUAAAUUAAUGAAAACUCUUAGGGAAGAGGGUCAAAAAUGCAUGGAUCUUCGAAAUCACAUGGAAAAGAUUACUAAUAAAAUAUCCACAAACCCUCAAUACAUCCAAAAAUUAUUAGGAAUGGAAGAUAUCAGUUCGGGAAAUUUCAAAAAUAUAGUACCUUAUCCUUGAAUCUAUUAAACUUUAUUAUUGUAAAUUUUUAUUAUUUAUAUUACAUAUUUUAAAAUUGUAUCAUAUAUUUUUUUGCCACUACCUGUACAUAUUAAUUUAUUUAUAAAUAUUUACCAUUGCACAAAAUACGAAUAUUUCUGGCAUCAAAUCAUUUUUUUUCGUGUUAUAU